Molecule: messenger RNA, 2712 nt
Organism: Juglans regia (Persian walnut)
Lineage: Eukaryota; Viridiplantae; Streptophyta; Magnoliopsida; Fagales; Juglandaceae
Product: disease resistance protein RPP2B-like
Exons: 7
Coding region: 19-1158 (379 amino acids)
Source: RefSeq, a predicted model, not a curated record
GGAUGCUGCAAGGACCUGAUGCGUCUCCCAAUCAGCGUUUCUCACUCGCAACAUCUAAAGUGUCUUUCUCUAGAAAAUUUUACAAAUCUUGCAAAAGAAGAAAUAGGUCUAUCCAUUGGGUACUCCACGUGUCUUAACGAUUCACAAAUAACAUUAUCCAGAACGAUUAAGAGGUCUGAACCAGAAUCAAGUGCUGAAUUACAACGACAACUCUUGUCGUCGCUUUAUUGGUAUCUUGACGACUUCUCUAUUUAUAGCACAACCACUUUGCAAGAGUUUGAUCUAUCUUGGAGUGCUAUUGUCAGCCUUCCCCCAACAAUGAAAAUAUAUGUUGAAUUGAGGAUUCUCAGAUUGUGCCAUUGUGAGAAACUUCAAGAAAUUCUACAUCUUCCACCAAAUAUACAAGAGCUAUAUGUCAGAGAGUGUUUCUCCUUGGAACGAUUCCCAGAAGUAUCAACAAAAUUUCAAUUCUAUACAUCCUGUGGCUUGCGAGAGCUAAGAUGGAUUGACUUGUCCGAUUGCCAUAAAUUGGUAGCAAAUAUAGGGAGUCAAGUGCCAAAUCCUUCAUUUGUUGAGGAACAUAUUCAAGACCAUUCAUGUGGUAUUAUAUUUCCAGGGAAUAAGAUUCCAGAUUGGUUUAGCCAUACUAAGGAGAUUUCAAAUGGUGAUGAUUCUUGUGAAUUGGAUAUUAGUGGUCCCUUGUAUUUGGAAGAAAUCAUAGGUAUUGUUUUUUGUGCUGUUCUUGGAUCCGACCCGGAUUACCCCUUGGGGCCCUUCUCCGGUAUUUGUGUUUCUAUAAAUGGUAACAUGCUUGUAGAAGCGAGGUUUUACUUAUAUGGAGGCUCGGAUCAUGUAUAUCUAAAUUACUCGUUUCCAGAAUGUAUCAGGCAAUUGCUGCGGUACCCAACAGGAGACAAUCUGAGGUUUAGAUUUUAUUGUGAUUCUUAUAAAGUGAUGUUUAAAAGUUGCGGAGUUCACAUAAUCUAUAAGCAUGAAGAUAAUGAGAAUUUAACAGUUGGGGAGUGCUCAGUAGAUUCAUCGAAUGGUAUCCAGCUUUCUAAGAGACGUCGAGAUAAUGAAGACAGCAACUUGGAAUUCAAUGGGUAUCCACAACACAAGAGAUGCUCUCAAGACUUGGGCAAUUCAAAUGCAACAUAGUCAGGCUCGCCACAAUCGUAUUCUUGCCAGCCAUUUCACGCACAAAUUACACCAUCUUCUUCCUUCGAUUGGAGUGACUUCCUCCGCGAACUUGUUCCCUGUCCAGGCUUUCAGGAACAACAAGAUCUCUACUUAAAGGGAGUCUCAGCACCAACCAAUUACCCUUCAACUCUCGAGCAAAUACCCCAGUUAAACUAUGAUACUGGGAAUUAUAAUGGCGUAAAUUGAAUUUGACAUCAGGGUGGUUUUGAGACAUUUGAUUUUGGAUCCACAAGUGGAGCUCAAACAAGCAACAGGUCAGAAGCUUCAUCAUCUGUGAGUUCAUUUGUGGAGGCUAUUCGGGAAUAGGACAGUGAGAUGCCAGCAGAAUUUCCAGAUAUUUUAGAUGCAUCUUUUGAUUACUAGGUACUAUAAUAUGGUUCUGUUACACUAGUAGAAAAUAAUAAUAGCAGAAUUCAUAGUUUCAAUGGGUGGUUUCUCGAGUCUCGUUUGGAAUUCUUAUUGCCUCUUUCUUCGCAUCAGUUCUCCAAGAACGAUCAGCGUGCAGUUAUGCUUGUUUUGGCCUCUCUUCUGUUUUAGAAGAAUUGUUAAUGGAAAGAUGAGUUUUUAGGUCGAUCUCUCAAAGCUUUGCAGGUGAUUUCUACUUCUCAGUCGGCUGACGGAGCUGAAUUCAAGAAACAUAUAUUCUCCACAGGCUGUACCAAGAGGGAUGUUCUUUUUCUUUGCACAAUCUCUUAGACAGCCUGAAGACACUCAUUGCAAAGAACUCCCUAACCCCCAUCGCAGCUCUGUUUUCCACUUUUUCUCUUCUACUCCGUCGCCAUGACAAAGCAAGAUGAUCUUGAACAAAAUGCAAACACUUCUUUUUUUCCUCCUUGUGGUUGUAUAAGUUUCCACUUCAAAGACACGCAAAGUGCUGCUUUGUGGGAAUUGACAUAUUUAAUGGGAAGAAGCUUGAGGAUAUCGUUCCUUCAUCCCACAACUGUGAUGUUCCUCAUGUUGCUCGCACUGAUUAUCAGUUCUAUUUCCCCCAUUGUGAAGCCUGAUACGAUUUUAAGUAGCACACAGAUGAGUGCUGAAUUUUCUUUUUUUACAAUGCUAGAUUGCAUCAUAUAGAAACUUAUUGUAACACCAGUGGAUCACUUCCCUCUGAUCAGAUGUAAAAGCAAUGGCAUCUUUCCACAUCAGCCAUAGCCAGCAUAUAUGUUAUUUAAUUUUUUGGGCCAACGUCCUUAAUUUCCUUUGAUGUGAUAAAUCUUCAAUGCUCCCACGUCAAGAAAUCCCAAAAGUCUAAAGUUCAUACAAGAAAUUCAAUAGAACAAUCUUAAUGGGUGUUUGAUUUUGACGUUUGUUUAAUUUACGUGGAAGGACUAAUUAUUCAAUUCAAAACCGUGUAAAUGUUAUUGCAAGUUGGCUUAGCAAGAAACUUCCUACGCAACUUCAUUUAAAUUUGUACUUGGAAGAAGAUAAUUAAAACUGAUUUGCGUCAUGUCGACAAAGAUCAGCUUUCUCAAAAGAAUUAAGGUGCAUGAGAGAAACUAUAUAGGAAGUCAA